AUGUUGUUUUUAAAUGAUGUACUACAAGUAUUUUCGUUUAACAUUUUAAAAGUACACAAUAAGAAACUUUUUAUGGUGUUAUUAUUUUUUGAUAAAAAUAAUAUUAAUAUUACAAACAAACUUAGAGAAAUUAAAUUAUCAAUCAACCCAUGGAAAACCCCCUCACCAUCAUCCAGGCACGAAGAAGUAGUCACCACAAGGUAUCGGAUUGGACACUCCCGUCCAACACACCUGCACCUUAUAACCAAAGAAGACCGCCCGACCUGCGAACUCUGUGAUAAAGAACUGACGAUAAAACACAUCAUACUCGAACGCCCCAAGUUCAACAGCUCCAGACAAAUUAUCGGAAACCCACCAACGAUGCAACAAGCACUUGGCGAAGAGAACUCCAAAAAUAUAUACCACUUUUUCACUAACAUAGGAUUAGCAAAAUUAAUGUAA
Messenger RNA from Macrosiphum euphorbiae (potato aphid), 441 nucleotides. The record is from the annotation of a GenBank genome assembly. Lineage: Eukaryota; Metazoa; Arthropoda; Insecta; Hemiptera; Aphididae.